AAGGCAAGGAAGGGUGUGUGCAGUGGGGGCGGGGCCCACGGUCUCGAGAGGCCGGUGAUUGGCCGAUGCAGGUCACGUGUCCUCUCGUCCACCUCCGUCCUCUGUCGUCGUCCGUCGUCCGAGCCCUCCUCUGUUGUGGCUUCCCGGCUCUUCCCUCCUCUGUUCUUCCGAGGCCGGGCUGCCCCGGAGACUCGAGUCGUCUCCCCGCCAUGGACAACUCCGGCAAGGAGGCGGAGGCACAGGCGCUGUUGGCCGAGGCAGAGCGCAAGGUCAAGAACUCGCAGUCCUUCUUCUCCGGCCUCUUCGGAGGCUCAUCCAAAAUUGAGGAAGCAUGCGAGAUCUACUCAAGAGCUGCAAAUAUGUUCAAGAUGGCCAAGAGCUGGAGCGCUGCCGGAAACGCGUUCUGCCAGGCGGCCCAACUUCACCUCCAGCUGCAGAGCAAGCACGAUGCCGCCACCAGUUUUGUGGACGCGGGGAAUGCCUUCAAGAAAGCAGACCCCCAAGAGGCUAUUAACUGUUUGAUGAGAGCAAUUGAGAUCUACACAGACAUGGGCCGCUUCACGAUCGCAGCCAAACACCACAUCUCCAUCGCUGAGAUAUACGAGACAGAGCUGGUGGACAUUGAGAAGGCAAUAGCUCAUUAUGAGCAGUCUGCAGACUAUUACAAGGGGGAGGAGUCCAACAGCUCUGCCAACAAGUGCUUGCUGAAGGUGGCUGGCUACGCCGCUCAGCUGGAGCAAUACCAGAAAGCCAUCGAGAUCUAUGAGCAGGUGGGAACGAAUGCAAUGGACAGCCCCCUGCUGAAGUACAGUGCAAAGGAUUACUUCUUCAAGGCUGCUCUGUGUCACUUCUGCAUCGACAUGCUGAAUGCCAAGUUGGCUGUACAGAAAUAUGAGGAGAUGUUUCCAGCCUUUUCUGAUUCCCGAGAAUGCAAGCUAGUCAAAAAACUCUUGGAUGCCCACGAAGAACAGAAUGUGGACAGCUACACGGAGUCGGUAAAGGAGUACGAUUCCAUCUCCCGGCUGGACCAGUGGCUCACCACCAUGCUCCUACGCAUCAAGAAGACCAUCCAGGGGGAUGAGGAGGACCUUCGCUAGCCCCCCCCCCCUCCAGCCCCCUCGGGCUUCUGUCCCUCCAUCGUUGGGCGCCCUCUGAACUCCCCCCUUCGGGGCUAAACAGAUUGGAGGAGGGAGGUGUUGGGGAGACCUGUACCCAGGGGAUUCAAGCCCCACAGACUGAGGUGGGGAGGGGGUGGUUGGGCCCUUGGCUCUUGUGAGUCUCACCCCCUCCAUGCCCCAGCACAGCUGCACAGGACGGAGACUUCAGCCUAACCUUCGCCUCGGCCUGCUCUCCCCCUCGGAGGGCAGGGGGGAUCCUCUGCUUCCCUUUGGCCCCCCACCCCCAGGGGGGCCCCUCUGCUCAGGCUCUGACCCCCUCUCUAUGCAUCCUUUCCCCCAGGCCCCCCCACCUCUCAGGUUUGGCCCUUUGGCCCAGGACGCUUCUCCCUCCCCCUCCCAUGGUCCCCUCCCGCUGCUGGGGCUGGGGUGGGGGCCGGGGGUCAGAAGGUUCCUGUGCAUGUUUCUACAGUGGGUCCUACCGGAGGAUGAUUAGAGAGCAAUAAAUAAACACUUUUGCAUGA
Messenger RNA from Dromiciops gliroides (monito del monte), 1639 nucleotides. RefSeq names its product NSF attachment protein alpha (gene NAPA). Gene Ontology annotation, cellular component: vacuolar membrane; synaptobrevin 2-SNAP-25-syntaxin-1a complex; terminal bouton. The coding region runs from base 66 to 1097 and encodes 343 amino acids. Lineage: Eukaryota; Metazoa; Chordata; Mammalia; Microbiotheria; Microbiotheriidae. The record is from RefSeq and is a predicted model, not a curated record. The transcript has 11 exons. Gene Ontology annotation, biological process: SNARE complex disassembly; synaptic transmission, glutamatergic; regulation of synaptic vesicle priming. Gene Ontology annotation, molecular function: soluble NSF attachment protein activity; syntaxin binding.